AGGAAUGGAUAUCUGGAGAUGCUGAGAACGUGUUGGAGAUUACAAUCACAUAUGAAAAUUCCUGUUCUUAAUCAAAUGGCACGUCAUCAAAGUUCUCAGAGCAUCAAAUUACCAUCAAGCAGUUAUGUACCACAGACGUCCUUAUCCAGACCCUUGUGGCCAGAAAUGUCCUACAUCAGCCGUGACGAAGAGGAGAGGCAGCACAAAGUGGUUCUAGAAAAUGUGAACACUGUCCUUGCAAAGGAAGACUAUGGAAGACUUUUUGCAGUUGUCCAUUUUGCAAGUCGACAAUGGAAAGUGACAAAUGAGGACCUGAUCCUCAUUGAAAACCGCAUUGAUGCUGAAUGUGGUGACCAGAUUAGACUUGAGAAGGUGCUGCUGGUUGGUGGAGAAGAGUUCACACUGAUUGGGAGGCCCCUACUCGGUUAUUGUGCAACCACAGACAGUGCUUCGGAUCAACACAAUUGAAGUUGCUCCCAGAUUCACAUGAUGCUAUAUGUUUUGAAUUGUAAAUAAACUUUUGGUCUGUGAAUGUGCCACUGAAAUUGAGAACACGUGCUCAGUAUGAAAAUAUAAUGGGAAAACGUAUUUAUUUAUACACAACAUUUGGUAUCUUUAAAGUUAAUCUUUGUAAAUUUACCUUUUUUUAUGUAAGCAGAUGUGCUUAUAUUGUACAUCUACAACAAUCUGUCAAAGGUCAAUUAUUUAUGAAUCUGUUAUGAAAUCGGUGAAAUUCAGGCACAGUUUCUCGCCUAUAUGACAAAUAGCCAUAUGAUAUGUUGCGGAGUUGAGAAACCUAGCUUGAAGACAGAAAAGAAGGAAAACUUGAGGUAUUCCAGUCUGGUCUCAUAGACUAGACAUAACAUAGUAAACGAAAAUCAGAGACAAUGAUUUCACACUUGGUCCCUUUCAGGCAAUUUUUGUGAACUUAGUGUGGUUCGCUUAUUUUUUGUGUGCAGUGUGAACACUCCAAAAGAACUCAGACCCCUCAAAAGAGCCCCCGAAGCGAUCUGAACUGAGACCAUCUCGAGAGGUGGUCUGACUUGGCUUUGCUUGAAUUUGGGGUCUGGUUCACUUUUUUAGGACAAUGUGAACGCCAAGCUCCCCAAGUUCGCUUGUCAUUAUUCCCGCACCACACUGUUUCCCCUGCCAUAAACCCUCAUGUUGGUGUCACAAAAGAGAGAAGAUGAGGAUCUGCAUGUUUGUGGGAAAAACUGCUGUUUUUGGAUAUUGACUAGCGAUUGUCAAUUACUUUUAUUUUUGUUAAGAGUUUUUUUGCUAUAUGUGAUCUAUAGGCUAAGAGACCUUCAUAAGCUGUUUAUUGAUUGUGGAGUUUGAAUAGUGUGAGAAGACAACAUAUUUGGUGAAAAUCACAACAUAGUGUAGGCAAUCUAUUCUAGCUCUUAAAGGGGCAGUAGCCCACCUUGGGUGUACAAUUUUCAAUGACAGCAUUAUUUAUUCUGCAGUUACUCUAUUGCUAUGUAUUCUGUUACCAAUCAAAUGUACAUGUUAAUAGUAUCUUCUGAUUCUAAUGAAUAUGUCUCAUAUUUUAACUAAAUGCAAUCUAUUAGCUUCUAAAAUGUAAGUAGGUAUAUCUAGCUGUCCGAUAACACAUUUGGAUUAAAUGGCUUGUCCUGCACUUUGUAAAAACCCAGAGUACAUGUUGGAAAAUAUCUUGGUUCCUUUCUAAACAUAGCAAUGUGAAUGCAAAGAGGACUCGGCCCACAAAAUAAGUGACAUGAACUGGCAAAAGAUUUGAUUCCUCAUUGAAAGGCAAGGGCAGUGUGAAUAUAAAGAGAACUGACUUAUUUUGUUUUUCUACCCCAGAGUUCACUUUAAAGAGGACUGAGGUCGGUUCUUUUAAAACUCUCUCAAAGUAGUAUGGUAUGAUUAUAUAAGACAGAAUGUUACUGUCUGGGCAGGGUGGACGUCUAGUAACCCAAAUGUUGUGUGUUUGAAUGUCAUCACGAGCAACUUUAGCAUUUUAGCUAAUUAGCAACUACUUAGUAUGUUAGGUUAAAUUGUUAAGGUUAGUUAACCAUACGAAUUCUAAUACGUAACAUAUAAUAAAUGGAUAAUGGACAUCCACAAAUUAAUACAUACCAUACAUAACAUAUACUCAUUUGAGGGCCAGGCUUUUUGUUUACUAUAUUACGUCUACCCCUGAGUCCAGGUUGCUAUUCAGGAGUGCGGGUGCUGGUACAAUCUCGUUGAGCUCGGGGAACGCAUCGAAUAUGAUUUGGAAACUUUUUAUGGUUUUGAAUGUUGAUUUUGAUUACUAAUUUAACAACAUCCAAUGGAUAAAGAAACCAUGUCCACCAAUUUUGGUCUAUCAAGAACUUUGAAAAAGACAGGCAGUUUGUCUUCGAGAACGGUCAGGAUAGUGAUAUUGGGCCAAGCGGCUGUUGGCAAAACUGCAAUGGCUGUGCGAUUUAUCACUAGAAGAUUCAUUGGCGAAUAUGACCCAACGCUCGAGACCAUAUACAGACAUGAGAUGUCUAUUGGUGGUGAUGUGGUACACUUUGAAAUACUGGACACUGCAGGGCAGGAGGAAGAUGCCCUGCUGAUCGAAGAGAAGAUAAAGUGGGGAGAUGGAUUUGUGAUUGUGUACUCUGUAACAGACAGGUGUAGCUUUGACGAGGUCAUGCGCCUCUGUUUCCUCGUCAAUCACAUCCACUCCUCUUCAGGCGCCCGCAAGUGCAGCCCUGAGCCUCCACCCAUAGUUAUUGUGGCCAACAAGAAGGACCUUGAGUUUGACCGAAUGGUGAGCACUGAGGAUGGAGAAGGCCUGUCACAGGGCCUAAAACUGCCCUUCCAUGAGAUUUCAGUGCGUGACGGAUGGGAAGAGACAGCGGCCGUCUUUAGUGUUCUUUAUGGAGAUGUGAUCCAGCAACUUGACACUUCCCCAGCCUCAUUUCGCAGGAGAGCAGUCUCCAAGCUGAUGGAGAAGAUCCCCAGGAUCAACUCCAAUCCUCCUGGCACCCCUGGCCGCAGCUUCAGCUUCAGCUCAUUCAGGGACUUCCUGCCUGACUGAGCCGGAUGGGUUGGGGCUCUGAACAGCGCCUGUGAUUUGGCUAUUCACAGGGGAAAAGUGAAACAUGUUGUUCUGGCAGCGUGCCUCUCUAGAAUAGCUGUGUUAGUGCUCUAUGGAAAGUGAUACACUUGGACACCUGGAUACCUGGAUAAGAGACUUGGACACAUUCGGUCGGAAGAUGGACCUAGCAAUUACUGUAGAAUGUAAUUCUAUAAAUAUUUGUGGGGAUAAGAUUAAAAUCAAGCGUAAUAAGAGUA
Molecule: messenger RNA, 3291 nt
Organism: Salmo salar (Atlantic salmon)
Lineage: Eukaryota; Metazoa; Chordata; Actinopteri; Salmoniformes; Salmonidae
Source: RefSeq, a predicted model, not a curated record